Ictalurus furcatus (blue catfish) is the source of this 3165-nucleotide messenger RNA. RefSeq names its product polycomb group RING finger protein 3. Bases 989 to 1735 code for a protein of 248 amino acids. Gene Ontology annotation, biological process: regulation of transcription by RNA polymerase II. The transcript has 10 exons. Gene Ontology annotation, cellular component: PRC1 complex. The record is from RefSeq and is a predicted model, not a curated record. Lineage: Eukaryota; Metazoa; Chordata; Actinopteri; Siluriformes; Ictaluridae.
GUCCAAGAAGAGAGUUACAAUAUAUACGGUACAUCACGAGGAUUAGGGAAAAUUAUCAAAGCAAUCUGAAAGAGGGGGGAAAUGGUUCAUCAUAGAUUCUAGAUUGAACCUUUAAGAGGUUCCCCCACAGGGACGAACAACAAAACUAUUUUAAAGGUAAGAAGAGAGAUGUAAGGAAGAGAGAAGGGAAGGAUAAAUAGUACAAGAGGGUCGAGGCAGUUAUUUUGUGCAAAGAGUUGGAAGUAUUUGCCUAGAAAAUAUUAAUAGCACAUUUAAAAAUUUCAUUUGCAAUGAAAAGUUUUAGUUUUCAUCGCUAUUACUUUUACCUUUCAUUCACAUUCAACAUUUGCCCAUUUUCUUGCAUGUGAUAAUAUUAGAGCAUCUGUGAAAUCCAACAUGCCUCUAAAAGUAUUAAAAGUUGUUCAUUAGUUAUUUUGUCCUUAUGGCAUGCAAACCUUUACACUGUAGUGAGAGGCUUAUGCUUUAAUCAGCUGUUUACAAUUUAUUCAAGGGUUAAGUAUGCAUGUAUUUAUUUAGAAAAUAAACCAAAUGUAUUUAUGACAGGGGAUUUUUAAAAAAUGAAAUAAAAUAAAAAGUGUGCUUGCAGCCAUGUAUUUGUGUGUUUGCGUGUCAUUUGUAAAACAAUAAUGUACCAUUCUGUUUCCAGUUCUUGUGCAGCAUCUUUCCCUAAAAAAAGGGCUCAGUGCAACUUUCUAAAAUGAAUGAGAUGAAUUAUACACGCUAACAUAGGACUCCCGACCUCCCCCAUUCACGCUGCAACUCCGCGCAUGCGCAUCGGCCCCCCGUGGUUUCGGCCUGUUUCGGAACCGUUCGGGCAUUUUCGCCUCUUUGUUUUACUGAUAGUGGAUUUAACUCGGAUUCAACCCAACAUCCAACGGAGCGCUCUCUUCAUAAACAGGUGUGUGAGCAGUGGUCCAUGAUGCACAGCUAAUGCUGGCCUGGCUGCCUCUCUGUCUGCAGUAGAUUCAUGGCAGCAUUAGGGAACCCCGAGAUGCUCACAAGGAAGAUCAAACUGUGGGACAUAAAUGCCCACAUUACAUGUCGCCUGUGUGAGGGGUACCUGAUCGACGCCACCACUGUCACCGAGUGCUUGCACACCUUCUGCAGGAGCUGUUUAGUGAAAUAUCUGGAAGAGAACAACACGUGCCCCACGUGUAGGAUUGUCAUUCACCAGAGCCACCCACUGCAGUAUAUCGGCCAUGACCGAACAAUGCAAGACAUUGUCUAUAAGCUGGUGCCGGGACUCCAAGAAGCGGAGUUGAAAAAGCAGAGAGAUUUCUAUCAGAAACUGGGCAUGGAGGUACCCGGGGACAUCAAAGGAGAGCUGUGCAACAUGAAGGCCCACCUGGACUCGCAGCGCAAUGGCGAAGUAAAAUCCGAGGACGCAGCAAAGGAGGGCGAUGAGAAACCAGAAGAGGACAAUGAUUAUCAUCGUAGUGAUGAGCAGGUGAGCAUCUGUCUGGAAUGUAACAGCAGUAAGCUCCGUGGACUCAAGCGGAAGUGGAUCCGCUGCUCGGCCCAGGCUACCGUUCUUCAUCUUAAAAAAUUCAUCGCCAAGAAGCUCAACUUGACAUCUUUCAACGAGCUGGACAUUUUAUGCAACGAAGAAAUCCUAGGCAAGGACCAUACGCUCAAAUUUGUGGUGGUGACGAGGUGGAGAUUCAAGAAAUCACCCCUCCUCCUGCAUUACAGACCCAAGAUGGAUUUGCUGUAGUUGGACAGGACGGUUGUUUUGGCCCAGGACUGCGCAGCGCACUAUUUAUGCAGAGACUAUCAACGUCACACACACACCAAACACACACCAGUCCCACGAGUCAAUCCCGACACGAGCCAGCAAACAACCAAUACCAACUCAAUUAAUGCUACGCUGGUGAUUCAGCCAAGCCAAACAGCUGCAGGCGUUCCUUCUACUCAUCAUCCGCUAUGUCCUCGAUAUGUGAAAGAAAAAAAAAAAACAACGGGAAAAAAAGAGAGAGAGAAAGCAUAUAUUUAUACUUUUGUACAGAAGAGAGACACGGACCCAAGACGCUACCGGUGCUCUGUUUACACACCAACAACAAACAAAGGGGUGAAGUUUUUAUAUCGACGACCAUGGCUCGCACCUCAGACCGGUGAAGAGCCGCUGCUCAGUGUGUGCACUCCUGAGUGGGGGUCCCGUCACACUGCUCACUGCGGAGAAACUUCUUCACUGCCCACUCACUCGUUCAGGUCUCAACAGUCUCGGGAGCACAGAAAAUACAACUAUAUGACAAAAGACAUCGUUCCUAAUACGUUUUAGUUGUGAAUCGUCUCGGAGCAUUUGUUUAUUUUGUUUGUUUGUUUGUUUGUUUUUUUCCCCUUUAUUGCGUUACCGAACGUGGAAUUGUGAAUAGACAAAAUUAUGUGUAGUAAUUUAUGUUCAAUUUACAAGUAUUGUACAUAGACAUUGUUACAAUGCAAGAGAGAUAAAAAGCUGAUGGGUGAAAUGUAAGAGUGAGCGAGUGUGUGAGUGCGAGACAGAGAUUGACUGAUCGACUGUUCUGAAAUGUGGAUUUUAAAGGAAUGAUUCGAGGAAACCAUAUUUACACCAGUUUUCCACCUAAACACAGAUGAGAGACAGUGAUUUGCAUAAGUAUUCUGCACACCUUGACCCCCCCACCCAAACGUUUCCACAUUUUGUAGUGCAACAACAUGGGAAUGAAACUUCCAGUUAGUUAAUUUAAUUAAUUUUAGUUAAUAAUUUGGCUUAUAUAUCUUCAGUCUUAUGAGUUAUUUUGUGCAGAUUAAAGUAGGAAAAAUGUAUAUAGUUUCCAAAAUUAUUUACAAAUAAAGAACAUAAAAAUUUGCAUAAGUAUUCAAACCCUGUUUCUGUGAAACCUUUAAAUUAGUCACAUCAUUAGAUGUGUGAAAUCUGACUAUAAAUACAGAAUGUUAAAGAAUAUAUCAAUCACUCAGCAUCAUGAACUCCAAGAAGCUAUCAAAACAAUGUUCUGGGAAAAUCAGGGUUUGGUUGUUUAAAAAAAAAAAAUAAAUAAAAUUUAAUCCCAAACUUUGAAUAUCUCACAGAGCUCCAUUAUUGUAAAUAUUCAAAUAAUUUGGCAAACUAUAUAGAUUUUUCCCUUAUGGUCAAAUAUUAUGGACUAUUUUGUGUAGAUUUAUGGCGUA